CAACAACUGAGCCAACAAGAAGGAGCACAACUGUAAGCACGACCCUGAGGACCACAAUUCCCUGGACAUCUACAACUCAAGGAUACUGCCAAGAAUACCUCGAUGGGGCAGCCGGACUUACGAACAAGUUUAUUACUGGCGGUUCCCUUCAGAGAGACAACACGACAGGGUUCUUGACAAUCAGGAACUUACCUGUUGACAUUCAGGCCACUGAACUUCCCAGACUGUACAAUACAUUUUCCAGUCGCACAAUCAUCCGAGGAAUCAGCAUUCAGUUACAAUCACCGACAUUCCCACAGUCAAGUUCAGACAACAAGCUGGAUGUGUCUCUGAUUUUGUCCACGAAGAAGGCCAGGGAUGAGGACUUUGUUGCUGUGAAAAAUCCUGCCACUGAUGAGGCAAAGCAGGUUUUCACGGUUGCAGUCAAUGACAAACGCAGCACACUGAUCAAUCUACCAAGUGACAGUGAAGCUCUGGAGGGUGUUACAGAAUUACUAAUAGAGAUCAAACAAGUCAGCGAUGUUGAAUCUGUCACCCUUGAAUUACAUGUUUAUGGGUGCAUUGAAGCUAAAACAACAACAAAGGUAAUGACUUCAAGUACUAUGGUAUCAUCACCAUCUACAACAACCGAAGAAGUUACAACAGCUACAGAGUCAACAACUGCCACAAGAAGAACAAAAGAAGAGAUCACCACCUCCAAAAAGACAACACCUCACACAUCUUCAACACAAGAAGCUGGAACAGGGGAGAUUGUGACAACAACUACAUCAGUUACCACGCCAACAUCAACAUCAGAAGAAUCAACAUCAAGCGUUGUCAUAACUUCUCCAGAACAUGUAACAACAAUUCAGACAACAGUACUGACUACAACUGCAAGUGUGUCCAAAGCAACUGAAGGCAAAGAAAUUUCAGCAACCCAAACACUGAGACCAACAACUAGCAUGAUACCACCAUCAGAGCAGCCACAGAUUUCCACCACUACUCCUGAGGUCAAGACAACAACACCAGGUGAAUGCAGUGAGGAUGUAAACAAAAUCAGCAACCUUGAAGUUGAGUGGCUGACAUCCAGCGGUGAAAUUAUAAAUUCAGAAUCAAACUGGGAAAUCGAUUCCCUACCUGAAAAACGUCCGAUCUCAGCAGAGGAUGCAAACGACUUACAGUCUUUGGAAGUUAAAUUCUCCUCGUCUGUCCGGCUAAUGAGCAUUGCAGUUAGCGAUCAAAAGGACAAAAAGUCAAACAUCGACUUUGCCUUGAAAGUGAAAGCCACCCCAGCCUCAGUUGCAGAAUUUCUGCUGGAUGGUGAAAAUCUGCAGAUCUUUACUGCUCAAAGUACCAAUAAACUUGACCUGCCAGAAUUGCCAGGAGUAAGAAAAAUCGAAAUAGUGCCCAUCAAAAUCAACAGCAGCAGAAACGGUGGAUACAGCCUUCAAGUUGAACUGUACGGAUGUGCCGAAAUAGUGACAACAACUGUAACUGCGAUAACAUCAACAACGCCCUCAAUAACGGAGGAAGCAAUUAAAAUUACAACAGUUACUGCAACACCUACAGAAACAACCACUAAACAGACAACAAUUACCCAGGCAAAAAGUACAACAGAGCUUGGAAGUUCCACUUUGCUAGCAAGUACAACAUUGCCAACCACAGCUCCACUUGUAAGUACAACUGCACAUCUGACAACAUUGCCAACAUCGGAAUCUCGGCAUACUACAGGAAUGAGUACAGUAUUCCAAGCUACUCCACUUGCAGUGACUAGCACACUGUUGAGUACAUUACCAACUACUCAACUUCCAAACACCAUCACGACUGUAGCAUUGCCAACGACUACUCCACUUCCAAGUAAAAGACUGAGUACAAUAUUGACAACAUCUACUGUACUUCCAAGUACAAGGAUGAGUACCACACUGCCAACGACUACUCCACUUGCAAGUACAAGGAUGAGUACGACACUGCCAACGACUACUCCACUUGCAAGUACAAGGAUGAGUACAACACUGCCAAUGACUACUCCACUUGCAAGUACAAGGAUGAGUACCAUACUGCCAACAACUACUCCACUUGCAAGUACAAGGAUGAGUACGACACUGCCAACGACUACUCCACUUGCAAGUACAAGGAUGAGUACGACACUUCCAACGACUACUCCACUUGCAAGUACAAGGAUGAGUACAACACUGCCAAUGACUACUCCACUUGCAAGUACAAGGAUGAGUACGACACUGCCAACAACUACUCCACUUGCAAGUACAAGGAUGAGUACAACGACUACUCCACUUCCAAGUACAAGACUGAGUACAACAUUGCCAACGUCUACUGUACUUCCAAGUACAAGAGUGAGUACAACAUUGCCCAUAACUACUCCACUUGCAAGUACAAGACAGAUUACAACAAUGGCAACCACUCCAAUUGAAAGUGCAAGGACAAGUACUGCAGUUCUAACAACUACUCCACUUGCAAGUACAAGAAGCAGCAUAACAUUGCCGACAACUCACACUCAUAUUCCAAGUCUGGGGAAGAGUACAACAAUCCCAACAACCAUCCCACUUGUUACCAGAAGAAUCACUAGGACACUACCAACAACCAGUCCAGUGGCAAGUACAACAGUUAGUACACCACCACCAAUUACUACUCAACUACCAAGAACAUCAGAGAGUACAGCAUGGCCAACAUCGAGGAUGGUAACAACAUUUCCAGUGACAACUCACCUCAGGAGCACAGCUUCAAAACCUUUACAGCCUGUUCCAGGUCAAGGUGGUGGCAGCGGCCAAAUUUCUCCAGGAUCUCCCCCUACACAACGCAAUGAGUUUGCAUUCUCAGUUGAACCAACUACUUUGGCAAUGGAUGCAGCACCACCAACAAGUCUUAUUGCUACUGCAACUGCAUUGUUGAAAACAGCAUUGCCACAAACUACUUCACUUGCAAGUACAAUAAAGAGUUCAGUUCUUCCAACACCAAGCAUAACAACUGCAUUAAAACCACUACAGCCUCUUCCGGGUGAAGGAACAGGUAAUGGUGAAAUAUCUCAAGGAACUCCCUCCACACAAAAAAAUGAAUUUGCAUUCUCAGCUAAACCAAAGACCUCCAGUGUGAGUUCAACACUGGCAACAACAUCUUCACUUCCAGUGACAACUUUGCUGUUGAGAACAGCACUUCUAACAGGUCCAGUAUCCUCAACAACACCUCCUCGACGUCCUACAACAACUCCACACACAAGUGCAAUGGCUAUAAGAACAACACUUUUCAAAAGCACUUCAUUACAACCAUUUCAGCCUGUGCCUAGUCAAGGUGUAGGUAAUGGCCAAAUUUUUCCAGGAUCUCUCUCUACACAACGUAAUGAGUUUGCAUUCUCAGCUAAUCCAGCCACUUCAAUAAUGGGUGCAACAUCAGCGACUACUCUACUUUCAACGACAGCUGCACUUUUGAAAACAGCAUUGCCCACAGCUACUCCAGUUGCAAGUGCAAGGAUAAGUACUCUGUCAUUGACUACUCCACUUGCUGUGGCAACCACACUGUUGAAAACAACUUUGGCGACAGUUCGUCCACCCACAAGUACAAGAAGUAGUACAACAUUGCCAGCAACUACGCAACAACUUUCAAGUACAAGACAGAGUGCAACACCAACAACACCAUUAGCAACCACUCCUCUCAGAAGUAUCACUUCAGGACAUCAACAGCCUGUUACAGGUCAAGGUGGAGGCAGUGGCCAGAUAUCUCAAGAAACUCCUUCUACAUCGCGUAAUGAGUUUCUGUUCUCAGCUAAUCCAACUACUUUGAGAAUGGCAUCAUCGACAACAUUACCUGAAAUAGCAAGCUCUCUGCUGAAAACUGCACUGCCAGCAACACACCUUCCAACCACGGCAACCAUAGCUCCAGGAACAACGAUAACAACAACAACAACUUUCCCAUCUGCAACUGAGAAAGUCACUACCGUCAAAGAAGUUACAGUUACUCCAUCAUCUACCACAACAACAAUAAUAACCACUCAAGUUCCUCUGGAAGAAAGCACAGGGAGUGCAACAACGGAGGCCUCGACAACUACAACAUUAAAUACAGUGCCUUCAGGUGGUGGCCCUGUAGUUGUUGCACCACCAGGUCAUGGUCCCGGAGGAUCAAUUGGCAUCCAACCCGUCACAUCAAAUGAAGGAUCUUUUGUUUUCACAGGAACAACAACUCAGGCUUCCAAUCUAACAGCAUCAACAGAACAGGCUACAGGCAGUGGUCCUGUUGUUGUCGCACCACCAGGGGGUAGCUCUGGCGGAGUUAUUGGCACCCAACCAGUCACAUCAAAUGAGGGAUCUUUUGUUUUCACAGGCCCAUCUACAACAGAAGGUCCCAUUGGAGGCAGACCCAUCACAGUACCAGGAGCAGGAGGAAGUAUAAAUGGAUCCAUAGGAACAGUACCUGGUACAACAACUGAAACAUCUUUCCGUUUGACAGGUCAGACAACAUCAGCUCCAUCAGUGACAAUAACAUAUCCUACUGGACCUGGACCGGCAAGUUUAUUGCCACCAGGAGGAGUUUAUAAUGGUUCCAUCGGUGUUCAACCUGGCAAAACUGAUGAGACAUCAUUCAUAUUUACAGAACAAACACAAUUAUCCCCGACUUCAACUGUGACCAAAACUGUCAUCACAUCACCAACUGAAGUGGUAACAAAAGAAAUUACAGUAUCAUCCAUCUCCUCUGGCUCAACAACAGAAAAUUACUGCAUUGAAGGGACUACAGGGACAGAAAAAGAACGUUUUACUUCUCCAGAUGGAAUGUAUGGGCAAGGUUAUAUUGACAGUGAUGUAGCAUGGUCUCUCACAGCUCCAAAAUCAACUGCAAAUCGUGAGGCCAGGCCAAAACUAACCGUUGUCUUUGAAGAUCCUGUCCGACUUGUUGGUGUUGACCUUCAAGGAAACCCAGAUGAAAACAUAAAGUUGAUGUAUGCAAUUGCAAUCCAAACUGAAGAGAAUGGGGACUUUGACAAGUUUGUUGGUCGUUUGACAAACAUCAUUGAUUUGCAAGGAGAUAGCAUAGAACACAUAUCUUUUGAUAGCUCUGACAUCUCAAGUGGGGUCCGACAAGCUCGCCUGGAAGUAAGAGCUAUCUUUGGCAAAGCCACAGAAGAAAAUUUAAGAGUAGCUUUCCACAGCUGCAGGGAGGAAUCGAUUUCAACUGAAGUAACAACAACGGUUGCAAAGACGACUACAGUUCCGACCUUAACAACAACUCCUUCAUCGACAUCUGAGGAGACAACAACUGUCACUGUCAGUAUAUCCUCAACAUCAACCAAGACUAUAACAGAAACAUCAACCAAGAUGACCAGCUUUGGUCCCUCUACUACAAAAGGAGAUUGCAUGGACCUUCUACUGGAUCGUGAAGCUAACCGCAUAGCAUCUCCUUCCAAUCAGCAAGUGGCAUUGUCAACAUUCAGCAGGGAUGAAAAAUACUCAUUCAGUGCAGCACAAGCAGAAAUAUACUUGCUCUUCAACUCAGUGUUGCGCAUUACUGCCAUUGACCUGUUCACCGAAGGGGUGAAGAAUUUUGCUGUUUUUGCUGGAUCCUCCUUCUCUGAUCUCAAACCAAUUACAGAUGCCAAUGGUCAACAGCAGGAAUUCACGAUAGACAAGUCUUCUGAAUUCACCAGAAUCACAUUGCCAGAUGUCCAGGAGUUACAGAAUGUUAGAGCCAUGAAGCUACAAUUCUUUAGAUCCUUGGACUCUGUUGAAACCGCAACUCUGAAAACAGAACUUGUUGGUUGCGUAAAAGAACUUCCAUCAGAAAAGGAACUUCUCACAACACUGGAAGUGACAGUCGAAGCACCUCUCACCACAGAAGCAACAACAACAGAAAAGAAGGAAACAAAAUCAGUUACCACUACAGCAGAGGAGGUCAUCACAGACGUAUCUACUACAACAAAAACUACUUUGAAUCCUGAAGGAACAAGCACUCAACAACCACAAGCAGGUGUUCCAUCAGCAUCAACAUCCAAAACUUCAAGCGUCAAAACCACUGUCCCAACUACUCCUGGCAGCAUGGAAACAACCAAGGAAGAAACUACAACUACAGCAGUAGCCACAACUGAGACUGAAACCACAACCAAAACUACAUCAACAGCCAAAAUAACACAGUUGGCCACUCUCAUUCCAAAAGAAAACUGCAAUGACGUCCUAACACCAUUCAUGAGCCAGAGUUCAAUGGCAGAUGGUCCAGUGCCCUCACAGCGCAGGUUUGUUGUUCCAUUCACAACUCCAGUAACAAUAACGGAGUUGACCUUGCAGGGAGACACACAGGGCAAUGCAAUUAUGAGCUUCACUGUCAGCUACCGACUGUAUGAGGAGGACUCGACACGGGAACUUCAAGAUGAUUCUGGCCUGCAGAUUUUCAAUGUACCUUGGGAUGUGGAUGUGACUGACCCAGUCACCAUAUCUUUGCCAUUCACCAAACUGGAAAAUGUCAUAGAAGUAACCCUCACCAACUUGAAUGUGCCUGAAAACAAGCAAGCAAUCUUUACUGCUGAAUUCCAUGGCUGUGUGAACUUACCGAUAAUUACACCCUCGAUAACAACGAUGCUCACAUCAACUACCUCCACAACAACCGCCCCAACAAGCACCACACCAGAGAUGUUGAACACAAUGCUGUCAUCAACUGUGACCACCACUACAGCAAAGGUCACAACCACAGAAGUUACCAGACAAACUGUGAAGGCAAUCACCGAACCUGAAAAAUUAUGCGACAAAGACCUGUCCAGGUUUGAUGGAACCACUGUGACAAGAUCCACUGAUCUUGGCACACUAGGUUCAAAUGAGCCAUGGAGACCAUCCGACCAGAAUCGCAGACUGACCAUUUCUUUCGAACCACCUGUGGUUGUUCAAUCACUGACUGCAGAGCAGGAUGAUGACUUUGAUUUCAUUGCAUUCUACAUUCUGCCCAGCUCAAACACUAGAAUUGUCAUCAAAGAUGCAAAUGGCAUAAAGACAUUUAGUGGUGGAGCAGACCAAGUAAGACAGUAUCUGCCUGAAGAUGUUGGAGAAAUUGGAGUGCUAGAACUCUUUUACCGAUCCACAAUCAGUGCAGAUCCACAAGAAAGUCCUGAAGUCAUGGUGAACCUUUUUGGCUGCUUUGAUCAUUUGACAACUACAGCAGUCACGACAACAGUGAGCAAACUUGAGACAAUGCCAGCAGAGGCUAAAUCUAGCACAAAACCGAGUGUGGAAAUAAAGACGACAACAGAGAGGGUUUCUGUGUCACCAACCCAGAAGGUCACUGUCACCGCAACAUCCAUUCCAGGCAGAGAAACCUCAACUGUUAAAGAGACUAUUACCUCAUCUGAAACUGUAACAGAGAGUGUCAUGGAGACAAAAGAAUUAGGUGUAACGACGUACACAGCAUCAACAACAGUGACAUCACAAAAACCAUUAACGACCACGCUUGGCAUUUGUAUGGAGAAUUUGGAGACAUCCCCAGCCUUCAUCGGCAUGGGUGUUGAGAGGACGACCUCCAUGCCAUAUAGAAAAGACCUCUCCAGCUUCAGGUUAACCGAUGUAUGGAUGCCAAGCAUAUCUGAUGGCACUGUACCCUUUGUGAGACUUGAGUCUGACCAUCCCCUCAGACUUAAUGCUCUGAAGAUGGCUGGUGAUGGCCAAGGAAAUGGUGUGACAAAAUUCCGCCUCAAGUACCUUCCAGCUGGUUCUCAAACAGAAGUAUAUUACACUGACAGCACUUCAGGAGAAAUCAAGACAUUUACUGGACGCCUGAUGACUACAAAAUCUGACAGCCCUGUGUUGGUAUAUCUGGACAAACCUACAGAGCCUGCUGAGUCUCUGACUAUAGAGAUUAUUGCAUAUCAGGGAACUCAACCUGCCCUCAGAGUAGACUUUUUUGGAUGUGCUGGACAUUCACUGACAACCACAAGAAAAUCCACAUUUGAGAGGAUCACAUCUCCACAACAGGUCAUAACAACUGUGACUGAAUCAAUCAAUAAUGUUGUCACAAGCACGAGGCAGACCGUCGAAUCAUUGGAAACUACAACUCAAGCCACCACUGAGGAGACACAGACACCACAUGUGGGUGUUACUAUAGCCCCUUCAGAGGAGGAGGGUGGUACCACCGAGACAACAACUACAACUGAGAGCACCACAACAGAAGCCACUGGGUGCAUGUACAAUGGCAGAAUGUACCAGUAUGGAGAAGAGCUGCCAUCACGUGACCCAUGUACCCGAAUGCUUUGUGAAUUGGGAUCUGGAAUCCUUGAAAUAAGGGAAGAGUGCGACCUCAGAUGUGAUGGAAAACUAAGGUACAUUGAGGAGCAAUGCUGCCCUGUGUGUGAAAAAGAAUCUAAGCAAUGUCUUCGGGAGAGCAGACUGGAAACACUGAGAAUUGGCAAUUGCAUCUCUGAAGACCCUGUGGAGUACACUUCCUGCACAGGUGGAUGCCCAUCCCGGGCAUUUGUCGACAUGUUACCAGGGAGUGCAGAGCUACGCAAUGAUUGCCAAUGCUGUCAACCUAUGAGCAUGGGUGUACGAGAGACUAGAAUGAACUGUGACGGUGUCAUACAGGAAUACAGCUACCAAGUCAUUGAAACCUGCAGCUGUACAAUCUGUACCUCCAGUCAACCUAACAAUCCUGACCAGUCAAACAAUUCCCCAAAUGGUCGAUAAAUUCUGAAUUUAACACUCUCAGGUACUGUGCACAGUAGUCACUAAUAGAUCUGAUGAUGCGGGUGUUUUGGUUUCUGUUUUGUUUCCCAUGCUUGCCUCCUGUCCCGCAGUUAUAUUUAUGUUUCAUUAUUUGAAUUGUUGUUUGUUUUGAUUUUGAAUGUUUAGAAUGCCAUCCAAAUAAAGAAUUGUCUUAGUAAUGGUAAAGGGAGAUUUUGCUUAAUUUGCCUUCAGUAGAUUGAAUAAAAAGACUACCUACAAAGCACAGUACUUCUGAAAGGCCAAAACAAGUAAAUGGAAAUGAGAAAUGCCACAGUACAAUUGAUUUUAACAAGGGUGUUUAACAAGGGUUUAAUUGUAAGUAGUUGAGUUUAAGAUCCUAUUGUUAUUGUAUUUUCCUGAAUAUAUUUUAUUGAAGUGUGCAACAUGAUUCCUUAUCAUGCUUAUCUAACAUACACAAAAUGUACUCUGCUUUGCGUAACUUUGCAUUAUUUUGCAUGUAGUAAAACAGAACAUCUUUGAACCAGCUGCCAAAACUCUUCAAAUAAAUACCAAGAAUGUUAAUAUCAAGAAUGAUAACCUCCCAAAGAAAAAUAUUAGUCAUUAUAAAUGAUGUCAUGCCUUAAUCCGAUCGUAUUCUCAUUUAUAAGAAAAGUUAAAUUCACCUCACAGUGUUCUACUUACAUGUUCUUUUCAAGUUACUGGUACUUUGGAGAUGAAACCCUGCAAAUUAUACAGGGAACUAAAAUGUGUCACACAUACUUCUUGUAUACCUUAUGGGCAAAAUUCAGAUACUGAAGGGCAAUGAUCAGAUUGCACUUGCUUCUUUUUUUUUCUCUCUCUUCUUUUUCCCUUUCUCCCACAAUAUUAUAUGGUCAGGAUUGCUCUGCAAAUGUAAUCCUAAUGCCACAGUUUAGAGCCAAACAUUCUUCAUUUUAAUACCAUAUGUAAUGACAAUGUGUCUUUUGACAAGUCUUUUGUUUUAGAGAUUAUAAGAGUCUUGCAUGCAUGUUUUAAGCGUUAACUCCAGACUUAAGUCUCUGUGUUUACCUUUAACUGCAUUUCAAAUUAAUUUUCUUAUUUCAAUAAAUGAAUCAUUUUUCUCUGUGUGUCUAAUGCACGUGGACACAGCCUAAUCAAACAUACAAACAAAUUAGAUUACCUGCAUUUGAGGAUAAUAAAAAAUGAUGUUUAUUGUUAAGGCAGCUGUCGCUUUUGAAAUCAAAUUAAAACACCAGAUCAUUAUCAAACAGAUUUAAUGUAAUGUGCAUUUGCAACAUUAAUGAUACAAUUCACCUCUGUACCGGUAUGGAAGACUUUUAAAAAUUUCCUAUUACAUUAAUUUAAAUUGUAGAAAGUAUAAUAAACUCCCUUUUGCUUUAUUUCUAGAGGCAAGCAAAUAAACUCUCUUUGCAGCUUAAAAUAAA
Messenger RNA from Acanthaster planci (crown-of-thorns starfish), 10063 nucleotides. RefSeq lists its product as uncharacterized. The record is from RefSeq and is a predicted model, not a curated record. Lineage: Eukaryota; Metazoa; Echinodermata; Asteroidea; Valvatida; Acanthasteridae.